Molecule: messenger RNA, 2057 nt
Organism: Hyposmocoma kahamanoa
Lineage: Eukaryota; Metazoa; Arthropoda; Insecta; Lepidoptera; Cosmopterigidae
Exons: 2
Coding region: 31-1077 (348 amino acids)
Source: RefSeq, a predicted model, not a curated record
UGACGCUAUAAUGAACAAAGAACCAAUAAUAUGAUAACAUCUGUGAAAAACUUCACUAGUACACCAGUUUCUACAGAAGUUGUGUCAUCAACUUCGCAACCAGAAAAAGUAAGUGCACGAAAAUUACUGGAUUAUGAUAAUGUCACGUUUGACGCAACAACAUCAAAACCCGAACUAAAUAAUAGUGAAAUACACGCCGACAAUGUAUUAUACCAGGGAGACAAAGCUAAUGAGAACUUAGAGAGUGAAUUAAAAAAUAAAACUGAAGGCCCACCACCGGUCAGUGAUGAUACUCUAGCCAAAGAAGGUACUACAGCGAAUCAGAGCACCUUAGACAUACCACCUGCGACCGUAGAUCCCAACAAUGAUAUGUCAUUUAGAAAAGCACUUAAUAUGUCGGAACCUGUAACGAAAGAGAACAACGAAAAUUUAAAUGAUAUAUCGAACGAGAAAAAAGCACCAACAGAUUACUUUCCACAUUACUUAGAUGCAAAAAUCGAAAACCUUUUACACGAAGACCCCGAUAACUUUAUUAAAUUACUAUCUGAGAAUGCAGAAAACAUUAAGAGAGAUUUGACCGAAAAAGAAAUGAUGUCCUUGGAAAAACCAGAUGCUAGUAAACCCGACAGUCCCGAAUUACAGUCAGAAGUACAAAGGUUAGUUAGAAAGAUUCUCGUGUUGAAGUCGUUUAGUCGGAACCACUAUGAAUCAGGAGAAAAAUCAUUAUCAAACGAGUAUGAUAAAAAAUCAAGUGAAAUAAGCUUCAGAAAAUUUCCAAGUACUACAAUUGUUCAGUCAAAUCCACCACAUUCCUACAACAGCCCAGUUUCAAAUACUUAUUAUAUGAAGGAAAAUUACGUUCCUGUUCCUGUGGCAAAUCCAAUAAUCAAUCCUGUGCCUACGUUGCCAGUGGCAAAUAAUCUACAUAUUCAUUAUGGUGCAAACGCUUUAUGGAACAACAAUUUAGCGGCGAUGUCGAGAACGCAUAAAAUAGCACAUAUCAGUCAUCUGACUCGUCUAAUUGACAAUUUGAUGGGAAGAGUUUUGUACCCUCCAUUAUUUAAUGUUUACUAUUAAGAUGAGGUAAAAAAUUUACACUGUUUCAAGUGCAUUAAUUUACAUAAUUAGUCAGUGCUUUGAUAAUGCAAGAUCAGUCAGAAACAGCUAGUUAGUGAAGUUGGGAUUCCAAAACACAAAGAAGCCAUCCGCAAUUCGCAGUCUAACUAGCGGGUAGUGCAGCGGACAAACACGAUCAAACCGAAGUCCAAACUGCGCUCAAAGAUCUAGUUAGCAGCGGGAUGACUCUUCGGCUAAUUGUCGUGUUUGCUGUUUGUUGUUGUGGUUAAGGACAUGAGGAUUUACAAAUGUACUCGCGUUCUGAUUUCUGCCUUUAUACAAUCACGAAUUUAAGAGUUAUUUUGUAAUUACUAUUUGUAAGUAAACAGACAUGAAAAUAUUAAAAAGUAUAUAUUUUGAAUUCCCAAUUGAAAUCAAUAAUAAGUAAGACGAUUUAGUGCAUUAUUUAAUUCACCGUGUGGGAAUAUUAGAAUUGACUUCACCACCGAAAACAAUGUUUUAAUUUCACGUCCAAAUUAAUUAGUGUAGUGUUACUGUACUGAAGAAGCAACUAGCAUGUCUGCGAUGUACAAUCUCGGAGCAUACAGCUGUUGUUGUUGAGUUAUGGAGUCGGCGGGAUGUUGGUACGUCACAUUUCGUGAUAUUGCAAUCUUCACUCUUCACUUACACUGCAACAGAACAAAGCUAUUUCUUAUUUUCAUAUUUUGUUUUGCUCUUUUAAAUUUUGUUCAUACUUUCUUCAAUGUGGUCCUGAUGAAAUUUGAGAACCCGAACACGUUUUGGACAUUAGACGACUGCUGAAAGCAACGAAAUUCUAUGUUCUGUACAGGAACCUGUAAAAAGUAAAAAUAUCAAUAACUUUAGAUUAACUAAACACUUAUUAAAUUUCAAAGAAAACUUUAAAGAAAUUGUCUUUCAAGUCACCUUAUAAGAUACUGGUGUAUUUUGUCGCUAUAGAUUUAUUAUAUGCCACUAAGAAA